Molecule: messenger RNA, 1236 nt
Organism: Magnolia sinica
Lineage: Eukaryota; Viridiplantae; Streptophyta; Magnoliopsida; Magnoliales; Magnoliaceae
Exons: 3
Coding region: 430-1017 (195 amino acids)
Source: RefSeq, a predicted model, not a curated record
CGAGUUUCCAUAUCAGCUGCCUACUUCUCUAUUCAAUUGCACCACUAUAGAGAAAUUGGUACUGAUCAACUGCAGCGUGCUCGUCUAUCUCCAACUGUGUCUUUGGGUUGUAAGAAUUUGAAAACAGUCCAACUCAGCAACACUACCAUCUACAUUGGAACAAUCGAAUGUCUACUCUCUCAAUGCAGUAGUUUGGAUAGCUUAACAUUAGAUGAUUGCACAUUUGAGGAGGAACCUCUUCUUCACAUCAUUGCUCCCCACCUAAAAUGCUUGACGGUGUCUUACAUCCAUGCCGUCGGAUUGAAGCGCGUCCGUAUUGAUGCACCACUUCUCAAUAGCCUCAAGUUGGGCGAUUCGGUUUUACGAUACGAGUUUGAAAUUCAUGUACCAAAGCUCGAGACGUUCGAGUGUCACAUACAACAUCAAUUGAUGCCGACUACCGAUAAAUAUGAAAUUCUCAAAGUAAAAGGCGGGAAGAUAAUCACCCUUUUAAGGAGCGUCUCGCAUGUUAAGGUUAUUCAACUAUCUGGAUUUACUGCGAUGUACUUGUGUUGGGCUACAGGACACAUGAACUUUCCUUCUUUCGUGGAUUCGAAGAAGCUGAUAAUACAAGUGGAUUUGAGCCAGAGAAUGGGCGUUUGUCUCCUUUCAAAAUUGCUCCAGAAUUUCCCAAGCUUAGAGGAACUAGAAUUUUGGAGUCACAACAAUGCAACCAUCACCAGAAGUGCUUAUAUGAAGAAGGUAUCAUUCAACUCAUGUUAUUGGGAGAAGCAAAGAAAGCACUUCCACUUUCUCAACUCUACAUUGAAGAGAGUCGUGAUUGAAGAUCUCAAAGGAGAUAUAUUUAACUUCUAUUUCUCUAAAUUUCUCAUCGGGAGUGCGAAAGUGCUUGAACACAUGACAGUAAGAUAUUCAUGUUUGGCCGCCCGAAACGCCCUGAAAAGACAAUUCUCACUCGGCGAUGUGGCUUCUAGUGAUGUAGAGCUAUCUAUUUUUGUGAAGAAAUCUGAAGGAUGAAAUGAGCAUUGUUCUUUGAAUUUCUUGCUGCAUUUGUUAGUGAAAACCAUCUUUCAACUGGUGGUCACAAACUCUCAGUCUGCAUUGAAGAAUUGUGAUCAUUUUCCUUAUUUUUUAUGUAUAUACAUUGUAUUAUUUCACAAUCAAUCAAUGAAUGUUCUCUUCUUCUCAUGUUUUGUGAUGUUUGCUAAGUCCAUAUUGCUAUCAAGCAUGAUUAAA